AUGUCCAACCUCAACUCUUGGGAAGACGAUCCCGCCGCACAAGACGAGAAUCUCUCGCGGAGAGCUCAGCAGCAGCUCAACGUCAACGCUGGCCAGGGUCAAGGCGGAUUCCGCCCCGGCGCCGCUUCCUUCCAGCCAGGCGCCCAAUCGUUCCAGCCUGGCCAGCCAUACGGCGGAGGUUUUUCCAACCAGUAUCAACAGCAGCAGCAGCAGCAAUACUACCAGCAAGGCUACUAUCCCCAAUAUGGUCAGCAGCAAGGCUUCAAUCAGUACAACCAGGGAGGCUAUGGCGGCAAUUUCAGCCAGGGAUAUAACCAGGGAUAUGGUGGAGGAUACCCUCAGUAUGGUCAACCGGGCCAGGCCCAGCAGCAACCCACACAAGCUCCCGCCUCUGCUGCUCCUGCAGCCGCACCGACUGCCCCCAAGGUUCUAACCAAGGAGGGCGGACCCAAAGUCCUUAGCAUCGGCGGUGAUGCUUCAGCCCCCAAGCCCAAGGCCAAGGUCCUUUCGAUUGGCGGAAGUGGAACUUCCACACCUACCAAAGACAAGGAGGAGGCCAAACCUGAGCCCUCAAACAAGCCAGAGGCUGGCCAGAAGGCGGCUGCUGUCAAAGCUAUCGAGAAGACUGGUGAGAAGGCUGGGAAGGCUGCCUCCUCAAGCAAAUCCUCUGGCAGGACCUCCCCAACUCCAUCUUCCGGACGAUCAAGUCCAUCCGGCCCCGGCGAGAAGAAGGCUCAGCGCGAAGUCGACGCCGUUACCAAGGAACAGGCAGCCGAUGUUGACGACGAAACUCUCAAGGAAGUCUACGGAAAGGAGCAUGUCAAUAUCAUUUUUAUUGGUCACGUCGAUGCUGGUAAAUCUACCCUGGGCGGAUCCAUCUUGUGGACGACUGGCAUGGUUGAUGAGAGGACCAUGGACAAGUACAAGCGUGAAGCCAAGGAUCUCGGCCGAGAGUCUUGGUAUCUGUCGUGGGUCAUGGACCUGACCAAGGAGGAACGUUCCAAGGGCAAGACUGUCGAAGUUGGCCGUGGCUUUUUCGAGACAGAAAAGCGCAGAUACAGCAUUCUGGAUGCCCCUGGCCACAAGACCUACGUGCCCAACAUGAUUGGUGGCGCCUCACAAGCCGAUGUUGGAAUUUUGGUCAUUUCGGCUCGCAAGGGUGAAUAUGAGACGGGGUUUGAACGUGGAGGACAGACGCGUGAGCAUGCUAUGCUUGCCAAGACGCAGGGUGUCAACAAGUUGAUUGUCGUCAUCAACAAGAUGGAUGACCCUACGGUCGAAUGGUCCCAGGAGCGUUACACGGAGUGCACAACCAAGCUCUCUCAGUUCCUGAAGGGAACAGGCUACAACCUGAAGACGGAUGUCUUUUUCAUGCCCGUUGCCGCACAGUCUUCACUCAACAUCAAGGAUCGCCUCCCCAAGGGCAUUGCACCGUGGUGGGAGGGUCCGUCGCUGCUAGAAUAUCUGGACGGCAUGAGCGCUCUUGAGCGCAAGAUCAACGCACCAUUCAUGAUGCCAAUCAAUGCCAAAUACCGAGAUCUGGGUACCAUGGUGGAUGGUAAAAUUGAGGCCGGUGUUGUCAAGAAGGGCAUGUCUCUGGUCAUGAUGCCUCGCAAGCAGACCGUGGAGGUGUCGGCGCAGUACGGUGAGCAAGAGGAAGAAGUUCCCAUUCUGCAGUGCGGCGAUCAAGUACGAAUGCGCCUCAAGGGUGUAGAGGAAGAAGAUAUCCUGCCUGGAUUCGUGCUCUGCUCACCCAAGAGACUGGUCCACUGCGUGGCCGAGUUCGAGGCACAGAUUCGUAUCCUGGACUUGAAGAGCAUCUUGACAUCUGGGUUCAACUGCGUUCUGCACGUGCACUCGGCCAUUGAAGAGGUCACCUUUGCUGCGCUGCUGCACAAGCUGCAGAAGAAUACCAACAGAAAGAGCAAAAUCCCCCCGACACAUGCCAAGAAGGGAGACAGCAUCAUUGCACGGAUGCAAGUGAUUGGUGGAGCAGGAUCUGUUUGCGUGGAGAAGUUUGAGGAUUAUCCCCAGAUGGGUCGCUUUACUCUUCGUGAUCAGGGACAAACUAUUGCCAUUGGCAAGAUCACCAAGCUCAUUACUAACAGCGACUAA
Metarhizium brunneum ARSEF 3297 is the source of this 2115-nucleotide messenger RNA. RefSeq names its product Eukaryotic peptide chain release factor GTP-binding subunit (gene SUP35). NCBI's taxonomy places the organism in Eukaryota, Fungi, Ascomycota, Sordariomycetes, Hypocreales, Clavicipitaceae. The record is from RefSeq and is a predicted model, not a curated record. Gene Ontology annotation, molecular function: GTP binding; translation release factor activity; GTPase activity. Gene Ontology annotation, biological process: translation; translational termination; nuclear-transcribed mRNA catabolic process, deadenylation-dependent decay. Gene Ontology annotation, cellular component: translation release factor complex.